Molecule: messenger RNA, 3078 nt
Organism: Fonsecaea nubica
Lineage: Eukaryota; Fungi; Ascomycota; Eurotiomycetes; Chaetothyriales; Herpotrichiellaceae
Exons: 4
Coding region: 1-3078 (1025 amino acids)
Biological process (GO): transcription elongation by RNA polymerase II; positive regulation of transcription elongation by RNA polymerase II
Cellular component (GO): FACT complex
Molecular function (GO): nucleosome binding
Source: RefSeq, a predicted model, not a curated record
AUGAGCGACAUUCUCAUCAACUCCGACACUUUCUUCGAACGUCUCCAAACCCUUUACAACGCCUGGAAAGCAGACAAGAGAUCGGGAAAUGAAGUUUUUGGCGGCGCGGACAGCAUCAUCGUCUUGACUGGGAAGGCUGCCGAGGACACUAUAUAUGCUAAGAACAACGCAGUUCAUUUCUGGCUCCUGGGUUAUGAGUUCCCUGCGACGCUGUUAAUCUUGACCACUGCCACUUUUUAUGUGGUUACGACAGAGAAAAAGGCUAAGCACCUUCAAUCCCUUAAGAAUGGGAAGAUACCCGUCGAGAUCCUGACGGUCCACAUGAAACAACCCGAGACCCGAACCCAAGCGUUUGAGAAAUGCAUCGAAAUCAUCAAGAAUGCCGGAAAGAAGGUCGGGACUAUCCCAAAGUCCGAAGCGCAUGGGCCUUUCGUCGAUGAAUGGGUCAAAAUGUAUGGCGAUCUAUCCAAAGAAGUCGAGGAGGUGGACAUCUCUGGCGCCUUCUCGAUGGCGUUUGCUGUCAAGGACGAGAACGAGCUGAGGAAUAUGCGGACCGCGGCUCGGGCAGCCAGUGGCAUGAUCUCAGACUACUGGGUUGAUGCAAUGUCCGCUGUGCUUGAUGAAGAGAAGGAGAUUACCCAUCAACAGCUUUGUGACAACAUGUCGAAGAAGAUCGACGACAACAAGUUCUUCAACAAAAUCUCCAAGCUGCCCAGCGAUUUUGACAACCAGCAGCUCGACUGGGCGUACGGCCCUAUCGUUCAGAGUGGCGGGCAGUAUGAUCUUCGACUGAACGCGCAGCCGACCAACGACAACCUUCACUCCGGUUGCAUCAUUGCCGGGGUAGGUUUCCGGUACAAGACCUACUGUUCGUUGCUCGCGCGUACUUACUUGAUCGACCCGAGCAAGUCGCAGACGUCCAACUACAAGCUUUUACUUGCUGCGCACGAUGCAGCACUGAAAGAAAUCAAAGAGGGGGCACUGCCCAAAGAUGUCUACAACAAGGCCCUAGGCGUCGUCAAGGCUCGCAAACCUGAACUCGAGAAGAGCUUUGGGAAAGACGUUGGAUCGGCCAUCGGUAUUGAGGUUAGGGAUCCGAAAUUUGUCCUGAACGGUAAAAACACCAGACCACUCAAGGACGGCAUGACUUUCAGCGUCACCACCAGCCUGUCGGAUCUCACCAAUGACAAACCUCAAGACAAGAAGGGCACUAACUACACUCUUGUGCUGACGGAUACCGUCCGUGUAACCAGAGGAGAGCCAGUUGUUUUCACCAAGGAGGCACACACCGAACUGGAUUCAAUCGAGUUCUACUUUAAGGAUGACGAGGAAGAGACCAAGCCAAAGCAGGAGAAGGCGAAGAAGCCCGGUGUGAGUGCCAUUGUCACAUCAAAUAUCAAGGCCACCCGUCUGCGAGGCGCCAAUCGGCAGGACAAUGCCAAAGAAGAGGAAGAGGCUCGACGAAGAGAGCAUCAGAAGGAAUUGGCGGCCAAGAAACAGCGCGAAGGUCUAGAAAAAUAUGCUGAGGCAACGGGCGACAUGAACGGUGAGAACGAAAAGAAGUUCAAGAAGUUCGAGUCGUACAAGCGCGAAGGUCAACUUCCACCACGAGCAAAGGACUUGAUCGUCUGCGUGGACCUCAAGGCUUCGACUGUCAUUAUUCCCAUUAUGGGGCGACCAGUGCCGUUCCAUAUCAACUCGAUCAAGAACGUCAGCAAAUCCGACGAAGGCGAGUACACGCAUCUGCGGUUCAAUUUCUUGUCUCCUGGACAAGGUGUUGGGCGUAAAGACGACCAACCUUUCGAGGACCCUCAAGCCCACUUUGUCAGAUCUUUGACUAUACGGUCCAAGGAUCAAGACCGCCUCUCGGAAAUUUCUGCUCAAAUCACAGAACUGCGGAGGUCGGCUGUUCGUCGAGAGCAAGAAAAGAAGGAAAUGGAAGAUGUUGUGGAGCAGGACAAGUUGAUUGAAAUCCGCAAUCGUCGGCCGAUCAAGCUGACAGAUGUCUACCUUCGACCUGCGCAAGAUGGCAAGCGAGUUCCUGGUGAGGUUGAAAUCCACCAGAACGGUUUGCGGUACCAAUCCCCCUUGCGUCAAGAACAUGUCGACGUGGUCUUCUCCAACGUCAAGCACUUGUUCUUCCAGCCUUGUGUGGGUGAACUGAUUGUGCUUAUCCACGUGCAUCUCAAAAACCCCAUCAUCAUCGGUAAACGCAAGACGAGAGAUGUCCAGUUUUACCGCGAAGCCACUGAUAUGGCAUUUGACGAGACGGGCAACCGAAAGCGGAAGCAUCGGUAUGGCGAUGAGGAGGAGUUCGAACAGGAGCAAGAAGAGCGAAGACGCCGAGCCGAGCUCGAUCGCCUGUUCAAGAGUUUCGCGGAAAAGAUCUCGGAUCAAGCCAGAGACUAUAAUGUCACGGUCGACAUUCCAUUCCGCGAGCUCAGUUUCAAUGGUGUUCCGAAUCGCAGCAAUGUGCUAAUGGCACCAACAACCGAUGCGUUGGUUCAAUUGACGGAGCCACCGUUCACUGUGAUUACGCUGGAUGAGAUCGAGGUUGCUCAUCUGGAGAGAAUACAGUUCGGACUCAAAAACUUCGAUCUUGUCUUUGUCUACAAGGACUUUCAUCGCCCUCCGACGCACAUCAACACGAUUCCAGUCGAGUCGCUUGAUAGAGUCAAGGAAUGGUUGGACAGCGUGGAUAUUGCAUAUACUGAAGGCCCACUUAACCUGAACUGGAGCACGAUCAUGAAGACGGUGACCACUGACCCACAUGCUUUCUUCAAAGACGGUGGCUGGAGCUUCUUGGCUACGGAGUCCGACGCCGAAGACGAGGAUGAGUCCGAGGAAGAAAGCGCCUUUGAGAUGAGCGAUUCCGAAUUGGCGGCCAGUGAAUCGGAAAGUGAAGAGGAUAGCGAGUUUGACGACGACGCGAGCGCAAGUGAUGAUGAAGGAGAGGCGGAGAGUGGGUUGUCUGACGAAGGAGAGGACUGGGAUGAGAUGGAGAAGAAGGCCAAGAAGGAGGAUAGGAGAGGCGGGGUGGAAGACGAGGACAAGGGAGCGCGGAAGCGCAAGAGAUGA